GUUGCGGCACGUCAGGCAUACAUCGGGUGACGUUUAUACAUAGCCCACGUGGCCCUACAGUACAUUUUUUUGUGAUUUUUUAAUAUGGAUAUAGCUUUCAUGUUAUUAGCUGAGGAAUGUUCUUAUAGAUAACGCUUGUAAUCGAUAUCUUACGAUACAGAUUGUAUACAUAUACGACAUAUGUUACAUGUUCACAAGUGCUUCAUCGUGCUUCUAAGUAUAAGUGAAGACAAAAAUAAAUUUUGAAAAAUUGAGAGAUCAAUUUGAAAUCGAACAUUUUUAUUUGCAAGCUACAAGUAAACAGAUUUAAUAUAUGUUGCGGUAUUUCAUCGUGCGCUGACAUAAAGUGAUCAGAAUUAGUUUUCUAAAAUCAGGAGAUAAAUUCGUUCAAUUUCUUGCAAAGAUUCAUUAUAGGAAUAUUUUGCAAAACAUAAAAAAGUUUCGUCUUUUAAUUAUUAUCACGAUGGCUACAAUAAUGAGUUUGCCUAACGAAGUGAUUAUUCUUAUUCUGAUGAAACUCCCUAUCAAGGAUAUCGAGAAUUUUACUGCCACGUGCAAGAGAUUUAGAGAAACAGCGUGGGGCAAUCAACUUUGGAGACGAAAGUUCAAUCACAGGUGGCCUAUUAUGGAGAAAAUUUAUAGCAGUAUGAAAAACGAAGAUCGCGGUCAAAUAAAUUUUAAGAAACAAAUAAAAAUAAACCUAAAAUUUUUGAAAGAAAUAUGGGAAUUAAUAUCUCGUAUAUACAUGGAUGAAACCAGUAAUGAUGAUAAGAGAGACUUGGUUUCAAAGUUUCUUCGCAUAUGCAUGUAUUCAACGAACUAUUAUCUUAUAGUAAAUGAGUUUCUAAGAAUGUUUUCACAACCUGACGGGAUAUCUGGUCAGGAUUUAGCACGAAGACAUUACGGUGUUUUCAUUUAUCGAAUACUGAUCCAUCAACGCAUGAGGUACAAAUAUCUAAAAUUGAGAAAUGGACCAAAAGAACAACAAUUUUUAGAACAAGUGGUUACUAUUAUGGUGCAAUGGUUCAUACCUCAAAAAUAUAUUUCUUACUCACGCAUAAAAGAAACAUUAGAUAACGUUGCAAAAAAAGUGUUACACAGUUUUUACGAAGACUGUCCCACACAUUGUAUAUUCGCGGUGAAGACUGUGUGUAGUUUAUAUUGGAAAGAGAAUAAUAUCAAUCAUAGUUAUUUGAUGUACGAACAAAUAUUGCCAAUUUUAGGUGCAAUCGAAAAAAUUAUAUUCUCUGAAAAAUAUUUCUCUAAAUUAAAUAAACUAUGGUUAACUGAAUAUAGUUUUGAACAUGACCAACAUGUUGAAGCCGGGAUCCAAAGUAUGUUACUACUAACAAUAUAUCAUAGUCUAAUGCGCAGAUUCGGCAUAUACUCUUACAUAAUGUCCGAGAGAGAGCUCCAUAUAUUUUUAAAGCCAAAAGUAAAUAAUAAUACAGUAAAGCACGAGUAUUUUAGUUUGGUACUGGAACAAGGCCAAUUUACUUUGAAUAACAUGAUAAGGACGGAUAAUCGUCAAAUUUAUGAAAAACAUUAUUUACUGACAAUAAGAAAAUUAUGUACUUGUUUAAAUCAGCAGUUACGUACACUUCACGAGAAACAGCUAAUUAUGCUGAGAGAUAUGAUAUCAGGAAAAUAUAUAAAUAUUUCAGACACAAUAUUGUUGUUUAAUAUAAGAACCCCGAGAAAAAUAUUUUUAGAAGAAAGAUCGGCAGUAUUAAAAUUUGUGAUCGGGACGAUUGUAAGCCAUGAGUGUAUCCAUAAUGGCACUCACAUUGGUGUCAUAAUUGGUUGGAAUCUUUAUUAUAAUCCAUCAACAUUAGGCAUUAAGGGUUAUAACACGUGCUCUUUUCGUCCAAACAUGAUAUGCAGAAAUUUGGCAUGUGCAGAUUCUACGUGUUCUACGCAUAAACCAUAUUAUGCAAUUUUUUGUGAGCAUAACAUAACUUGUUAUAUGGAACAAGAUAAAAUAUGGAAAUAUUAUAGCUCAAAAUGGAUCGAUCAUCAAGAAAUAGGACGAUUUUUUUGUAGAUAUGAAGGCAAUUAUUAUAUACCCAAUGAAACGCUAGCAAAAGAUUAUCCGUCCGAUGUCGCUAUAAUUAAUGAAAUGAGGCGUAAUCAAUAGUUUAUAUAACAUUAAAAUAUUUAGGAUAUAUUCACA
Nylanderia fulva is the source of this 2173-nucleotide messenger RNA. The record is from RefSeq and is a predicted model, not a curated record. NCBI's taxonomy places the organism in Eukaryota, Metazoa, Arthropoda, Insecta, Hymenoptera, Formicidae.